AGUAAAGCAUCUACCUCACUAGGAAUGUCAUCAUUACCAACUUCAGAUGGAUUUACCCAUCCAGCCCAUUCUUCAGGACCAAGUCCUGAGAUUGGUAAUCCUAUGAGUCUUGCUCACUCUGCCUUUGCUUCAGUCUGCCCUAUCAAGCUCAGUGACCCAGAUAGCAUUCAACCUAAAGCUGUAAAGGCUUUGAAGGCUUCAGUUGAAUUCCAGAUGAACUCAAAAAAGAAAGAACUUCUUCCUCUACAGGAUCCUUCUGAUCAUGUUUCCUCAGCAGACCAGAGUCCAGCUAUGCCUUUGCAUAAUUCAUCUGAAGAAGCAGUCAUUAGAGAUAAUCUGGAGAAAUUUGCUGAAAGAAGCAGCCAGGCUCUCCAUACAAGACAGGGAGCUAGUUUAUCUGUCACAACUGGGAUGCAUGAACCACUGAUGCUUGUAGACAAAAAGUGUUGGCACCCAGAAAAUCAGAACCUGCAUCAACUCAAUGGCCUUCACCAACACACAGAGCCAGGGAACAAACAGCAUGAGGUACAGCAGAAUGCUCCUCAUGACCAAGGACAUCUUUGUGACCUGGGGGACAUUCAACUUCCUGAAGAAAAGCAACAGGAUCAACAGAAAAUUGUUGAUUUGAAAGCUUCGAUGAAGGAAGAGGGACUACAGCAGAACUCAGAUCUACCCAGCCCAGAGAAAAGCUUUCUACCUUCAGGAUGCUUUGGCUCCUCGAAUUCAGAAAUGCUUAUGGAAAUAGAGGUGGUUGAACAGUCCAUAGUUUCUGUGCUUAAGUCAACAUGCAGUCAGAAUGCCAAUGUUGAGAACAUUGGUGUAUCUAGUCUCACUUCAGAUAAUCCCUUGAUGGAAGUAGAAACAUCAAAAUGUAAUCCUUCAUCUGCAAGUGUGAAUAAUUCCAUUUCCACUCAGAAUUUACCCCCAGAAAGUAACAUUGAAAUGUCUGGAACAAAUAAUGAAUAUGGCAACAGCCUACCCACUCUCAGUCUCUGUGGCAGUUGUCAGCCCUCUGUGGAGUCAACAGAAGAAUCUUGUUCGUCUGUAACAGCAGCCUUGAAAGAACUUCAUGAACUUUUGGUCAGUAGUAGUAAGCCAGCUCCAGAAAAUACAUCUAAAGUUAUCUGUCAGUCAGAAACGAUACCUGAGGGCCAAAAGGGUGUUAAAGACUUUUCAGAAAGAUGGACUCAGAAUGAUCAUCUGCCCCACAGAGAACCGUGUCCACAAGUCUUCUGUCAUCAGGCCAGUUCUGUAUCAGUGAAGUCAGAAAGCUUAGGCGCUGUGCCUGGCACUGGAACAGAAGACACAGAAGAUUCUAGCUCCCAGGGUCCAAGUGAUGGUCUGUCAGCUGACAAGGACGGUGUCCCCAGAUCUACAGAGUCAGUGAGUGAGAGCAGUUCUGUCACUAUAACCUCAGCUGAAUCAUCUAAUCAGUUACAUUGCACCUUAGGUGUAGAAAUUUCGCCCAGUCUCACAGCCAGUGAGGAUGCCCUCAGUCAGACUUCUGAGCAAACUGAGUCUUUGCCAUCUAGUUUUAUACUGGUUAAAGACCUGGGUCAUGGCAUACAGAAUCUGGCAACAGACAGGCCCGAAACCAGAGAAAAUGCCUGUCCUGACACUGCAAGGCCAUUUCUUGAAUUGGAUCCACUUACCAGUCAUCUAUCAAGUCCUUCCCUUCUUUCACCCUUAAUUUUUCCUGCCACAGAUAUUGACCGGAUUCUCUGGGCUGGCUUUACUUUGCAGGAAGCUCUUGGGGCAUUGCAUCGUGUUGGAGGAAAUGCAGACCUUGCACUUCUUGUUUUGCUAGCAAAGAACAUUGUAGUUGCUACAUAACUAUGGGAAAGUGGGCUAGACCAUACUCCAUUCCCUUUAAAAAAAGAAAAA
Molecule: messenger RNA, 1884 nt
Organism: Heterocephalus glaber (naked mole-rat)
Lineage: Eukaryota; Metazoa; Chordata; Mammalia; Rodentia; Bathyergidae
Source: RefSeq, a predicted model, not a curated record